Messenger RNA from Linum tenue, 2737 nucleotides. Lineage: Eukaryota; Viridiplantae; Streptophyta; Magnoliopsida; Malpighiales; Linaceae. The record is from the annotation of a GenBank genome assembly.
GAUUUUUUUACCUCGAAACUCUCUUUUUUUCAUUUUUUUCCUCUCUUUUUCUUCCUCUCUUUUUCUUCCUCUACUAGUUCUCGGCCGAUCACCUUUCUCGCACUUUCUCUCCCGAUUUUCGCUCCUUUCAAACACUCCGCUUCUUCCCCUCAUCGGCCAGAGCCCCCUACUCCCUCAAUCCCUCCGAUCGCCGGAGAUUGUUCUUUCCUCCUCUCUACCGAUCUCUACUCCCUCCGCGCCUCUCACUUUUUCCAACUGUGGCGUUUUGGCGGGUUCAUUAUAUCCUGGAUCGAUCCUGUGUUCAUAAAUGCCAGUUGCGAAACUCAAAGGGUCCAACACUACAGAUGUGAUGAAAUCGGAAGAUGGGAAUGAUUCCCUAGACACUUUCAUCAGGCAAGCAAUGGGGAAGGAGCCUCUGCUUUCCUUCCCUAGGACUAACGAUAGCCCCGUACAGUGGAUCCAACUGCUUCAAGCUCUGGACCAGCAAGAUGGACCAGGGUGGCCUUUACUGACCCCUUUGAAGGUUCAGAUGCAAAAAUGUGACAAGUGUUCACGAGAGUUUUGUUCCUCCAUAAACUAUAGGAGGCAUUUACGUGUUCACCAUCGACUGAAAAAGCUUGACAAGGAUACCACAAAAAACAGGAAUCUGUUGGGAGCCUUUUGGGAGAAGCUCUCUGAAGAUGAAGCAAAGGAGAUUUUGUCAUUCAAGGAUGUGGCGCUAGAGGAAGUGUCGGGAUCUUCAAUUAUAAAGUCGUUGAUGGCUCUUAACCGGAAACAGGGAUUUUCUCCUCUUCCACAGUACUGUUUGAGGGCUGGUACUGCUCUUCUGGAUAUUAUCCAAGGGAGAUUUAGGUAUCCUUUAUCUUCAGAGGAAUUGUUUAGCAUUCUUGAUGAUGCCAGUGAAAAGACAUUUCUAUGUGGAGCAGCAAUCUCAAUGCAGAAGUAUAUUUUUGACGGGGAAGCUGCUAAAACUGGUCUCGAAACAAAGAACAUAGUUGCAUGCACCAGCUUCUUGGUGGAACAGAAAUUGAUUAAGGCAUGGCUUGCAGACAAGGAUGCUGAAGCCCUGAGAUGCCAGAAAUUGCUUUUCGAGGAGGAAGAAGCUGCUCAGAGAAGGCAAGCGGAACUGGUGGAGCGGAAAAGGCAGAAGAAGCUCAGGCAGAAAGAACAGAGAGCUAAGGAGCAGAGGCUAGAGGAGAAACCCGACAUCGAGGAGCAGAGUGAUGAGACCUUGGAGGAGCCCUCAGCUGAACUACCCUGCUCAACUGCAUGUAGUUCUAACUCGCAUGAUGUCGACAUUCAGCCAGAUCCCUUUUCAUCAUCUUCCGAGCCUCCCCAACUCACAUAUCAAGACGAGGAGUUGUUUGAUCUGGAGAGCCAGAUUCUAUACGAUGCUGGAACUGCUUGUGAUCCUGGCAGAGAUUAUUAUGUCGAAAGGCACACAACACUACAGGGAAACAACCGUAGUAGGCACGUAGGUCGGUGGCACAUGCCUCCAAAACCCCAGUGGAAUCAUAUUCCUAAUGGUUAUCACGGAACUUACAGGGAUCCGAAACAAGCAGCAAUGGUUAAUGGGAACAGAAAGUGGAGCAGGAAACCUAGAGUAGAAUAUGCCACCGGUGAGACCUUGAAACCCAGAAUUGAAAGGGACGUACCUAUAACAAGCCAGCAGCCAGAUCAUCACGCCAAGAAACGUGAAGUUCUGAUUGGCUCCAUCUCUGUUGCACUUGGGAAUUCUAGUCAACAGGAUUGUCAAGCAGACCAACAGCAAGCACCAAAGAAGAGCAAUAAUAUUCAGGACAAACACUCGAAUCGUCCGACAGUGAAGCAGCAGUGGAGGCCUGUGAGCCGGAAUGGCAACAAAGGCCAACCACCAGACGAAAGCGUCUCUCGAGAAUCUCCAGACGAGAGCCUGCCUCCUCCUCCUGGGAGGUUUCAAUUCUCGAGCCAGGCGGCUAAAUCUUUUCUUGCAGAGAGGUGGAAGGAGGCCAUGGCAACCGAGCAUGUGAAAUUGGUUCUGGCACCAGAAUCACUCAAAGCCAGCAACGGUGUACAACAAAAUGGCUGUUCCGUUACAGCCGAGUCAUCGGAUGUUCGUAGGGGUCCGGAGCUCGGUACUAGAGGAUCGGAGGAAGAGAUGGUGGUUGAAGCAGGUGGUGGUGUGAAGGGCAAGUUCAGAUCAAAACCUGAGAAAGGUGUCAAGCUAAAGUACAUACCGAAACAAAGAACGUUGAGCUAAUAAAACCAAAGAAGAGGGAAGGAAGGAGGAGCAGAAUCUUUUUUUCCAUCGUUUUUUGGGGGGGUUUCUCUUAUACAAAUGUGCACAGCUUUUGAUUUUUCUCGUUCUUAGCAGAGGGUUCCAGUUUUACUGUCAGGACAAGAAAAUUGAAAGAAAAGAAACGUGAAAACGGGAGUGAUCUGGAAAAGAAAAGGGUUUUUUGCAGGAAGUCAUUUUUCAGUUCCGUCCUUUUUAUUUAUUUUACAACAGAGUGUCAUUACUCAUUAGCAACAUCAGGAGGUUUGGUUGGUAUUAUUAUUUAGCAGAGGCAGAGCAUAUAGUAGGCUAUCCUCCUUUUUUGGUUCAAUUUUGGGGUUGGCGGGGUCUUUGUUUGCUUCAUAGUCUCAAUUGUUUUCCCUGUAAUAAUAAAGUUUUGGUAUCUCUUGUAAGCUUUUUUUUUCCUGACUGGCAUGCCACACAUAAUAUGGCAAAGCUCUCCUUUCCAUUCUCCUACCUUCC